Amblyraja radiata (thorny skate) is the source of this 2550-nucleotide messenger RNA. RefSeq lists its product as uncharacterized. The record is from RefSeq and is a predicted model, not a curated record. Bases 79 to 2550 code for a protein of 823 amino acids. Lineage: Eukaryota; Metazoa; Chordata; Chondrichthyes; Rajiformes; Rajidae. The transcript is spliced from 22 exons.
UGUCCCUCAUCAUCCCUUCAGCUGCACAUGAGGAUGGACAACUGAACUUGAUUCAGGAAGAACUAAAACCUCUCAAAGAUGGGGCCGAAGAUGAUCUUUGGAUGGAUUUGUUCUUUGACUCUCACAGUCAGCCUCUCAAUUGGCUUCUUUGCAACACCUGUGAAUACUUAUGAGUGUCGCGUAGAUAUCCCUGUUGAACAGAAAACAUGUGACAGAAAUAACAGCAUUGUGUUGGAAUCGGAACUACUCUCUGGGAACAUCAAUGAUUUCUGUAAUUAUACGGUCUCGCAGUACGCAUGCGCUCAGUGCAAUGUAUUGGCGCAGCUGACGAAUGAGAACUUGACUUCGAUCUUCGAAUGUUUUGUCAUCACGAGACCUGUCAAUAUCUCUGAUCUGAAUGCCACCACCUUGUUCAUGCAGAAGAUCAGCCUGCCAAAGCUGGAGAUCUUGCUGAAGGAAUUCAACAGGAAGAUUAACGACACAUUGACAAUUCCAUUGAUGUCAAAAGAAACAAUUUUACAAGCUAUCUGGGAGAGAUAUAAAACUGACCCGAAGAUAAACAUUACCACCUUUAUGGACACCUUCACACAGCUUCUGAUGCCAUUUAUUGCUGGCAUCUCCCAACCGAUUCUGGAUUCACUUCAGUACUCGGACAUAAUGUGUGAAAACUUCAAAGCAUUAGUGCAUGGAGUCAGUGCAGGCCUGACAGAGAUGGAUUUUCACAUAAAGAAAUCACUGGAGAAAUGGAUCAUUGGUUACAUUAAUGCCACAGGUCUGGACUGCAUCGCCAAUAUCAGUGAAUCCAACGAAUGGCUUUUGAAAAAUUGGGAAUUCAUCAAUGGUCUCAUCUUCCCUGAAAAUCUUACAAGCGCAAAUUCUGGUGACGUCAGUACAGCUGUCGUUCAAAAUGAGACGGUGAAGGAGGUAUUGCUCACCAGUAUCAUCGGCUCUCUGAAACCCUUGUUUCCAGUGUUCACCCCACUUAACUUUUCCCAAUGGUUUCAAGUCAAGCUACCGCAAGUGUUACCUGCUAUAACAGGGCCUGAGCUGACCACCAUACCGACCAACAUAACAUGUGAAUCUUAUCAAGCCAUACUGAAAGGAUUUGACACCGUCUUGUUAAGCUUAAAAUCGUUCCAGUUUUCAGAAUUGUUCAACUUCAGUAAAAACAUCCUGACCUCCCAACUCAAUUCAUCAGGUAGUGCCUGCGCAGGCAACAUGACGGGUAGCCGUGAAUGGGUGGAGAAGAAUUUUUUGAAAUCCAUGCAAGGCUUGAAUUUAAGCGACCUCUUCGCUCUGAACCCAAACUUUUCUGGGUUCGAAGUGUUGGACCUCCUCACUCCACAACUGCUUGCUGAGUUGACUGUGAGCCCACAAGCAUGGUUCAACGCGGACAGGAUCGAUCAGAUCUUUGAUACCCUCACCGAUCGAAACUUCAGCGACCUAGAUACCUAUUUCACAUAUUUUAAUUACGAUACACGCAUGAUGAACAUCACAACUUUUGCUAACACUACAGUGAGGGAUCGGAUGCUACACAGGAUCAUACGGCUGUUGCAACCCUUGUUUUCAUCAUUUAAUGCUUCUGACUUCGCAAAGUGGUUUCAGGACAGUUUAAUUAUGUUGUUGCCCAGUAUUACAGGAAGCAAUCUUGGAGCAAUACCCACCAGCAUAUCCUGUGAAUCUUACCGAGCAAUAAUCCAAGGCCUGGAUAAUUUGUACCCAAAUUUAUCGAAGUCACAACUCAAUGAUGUUUACAACUUUAGUAGAACUUUUUUGAAUUUGCAAUCUGACUCACAUGGAAUUGGAUCAGUUCCCUGUACUGAUAACACAACUGGACUUCGUGACUGGUUACAAAAAAACUUCCUGAAAUUCGUGGCAGAAAUCACCUUCUCAGACAUGCCAUUUAUAAACACACAAUAUUAUCUGUUCGAAAUAUUGGAUCUGCUCAGCAUACCAGAACUCUCUGGACUGACUGUGGAAUCAUUGAAUCAUACUUCACGCAUCAACCAGAUCAUUGACAUCCUGAGAAAUAGAACCUACGGUGACUUGAUCGGAUAUGUUACCCAAUUUAUCAACGACACGAGAGUGAGGAACAUUACUGCCAUUCAACCAUUCUCAACAAGUCGGGCAAUAUUGACAGGGAUUAUAUCGCAGCUCAGAUCGUAUUUUACAAGAUUUAAUGGUGCAGAUUUUGCUGAGUGGUUCCAGGACAGACUGCAUCUGCUGCUGCCUGCAAUUGACUACAAGUUGUUGGAGUUGAUACCCACGGAUAUAUCCUGUGAAUCCUACCAGGCAAUAAUGAAAGGACUGGAUAAUGUGUACCUACAUUUGACCCUGGCACAGAAUCAUGAUAUUUACACUUUCAGUAAACGUUUCCUAAGUUUCCAGCACAGUUUAUCAGGUUCUGUAGGCAUCGCUUGUGCCGAAAACGCGAAGGGAACCCUUGAAUGGAUCAUCAAAAACUUUUUAAGAUUCUUGUCAGAAUUUCAAUUCCAUGACUUCACAGAUCUGAAUAAGAACUUCUCAGCUGUUCUCCCAUCUCAGCAAUAG